Messenger RNA from Heterobasidion irregulare TC 32-1, 759 nucleotides. It is a transcript of the gene GH61F, whose product is annotated as glycoside hydrolase family 61 protein. The transcript has 9 exons. The coding region runs from base 1 to 759 and encodes 252 amino acids. Lineage: Eukaryota; Fungi; Basidiomycota; Agaricomycetes; Russulales; Bondarzewiaceae. The record is from RefSeq and is a predicted model, not a curated record.
AUGUUCGCUCUCGCACUCGCUUUCGCUGCCAUCGUCACAUCUCCGCUUCCUUCUGUGCGAGCGCACGGCUACGUUCAGGAUGUUGUCGUUGGCUCUACGCAUUAUACUGGCUACCUGCCGUACACCGAUCCAUACUAUAACCCAGUCCCUCAACGUAUCAUCCGCAAGAUCCCAGGGAACGGCCCCGUUCAGGAUGUGACUCUGAUUGAUUUGCAAUGCAACGGAGACUCGGCGGAUGGAAUAGUCGGUAGUGCCCCUGCGCCGAUCUAUGGAACCGUUGCUGCUGGACAGCAGGUCAAUCUCAACUGGACGACAUGGCCUGACUCUCACGUUGGUCCUAUGAUCACGUACAUGGCCAAGGCCCCUUCAGACAUCACUCAGUGGUUGCCUGGUACAUCGGCUGUAUGGUUCAAGGUUGCGGAGGCUGGGAAGACGUCUGAUGGAAAGUGGGCAUCGACCGACAUAUUGUCGGCGGACCAGAGCAUCUAUACGUUCACCGUUCCUGCCAACCUCCAGGCUGGUCAGUACAUCGUGAGACACGAAAUCAUCGCGUUGCAUUCCGCGUACACAUAUCCUGGCGCUCAAUUCUACCCGUCUUGCAUUCAACUUCAAGUCACUGGCUCCGGCACAAAGCUUCCAACGUCAUUUGUUUCCUUCCCCGGCGCGUACACCCCUACCACUCCGGGUAUUGUGUACGACGUUUACACCAACACUUCCGCGUACCCGAUUCCGGGACCCGCUGUAUGGACUGGCAACUGA